Spinacia oleracea (spinach) is the source of this 2537-nucleotide messenger RNA. Its product is annotated as cysteine-rich receptor-like protein kinase 44. Gene Ontology annotation, biological process: protein phosphorylation. Gene Ontology annotation, molecular function: ATP binding; protein serine/threonine kinase activity. The coding region runs from base 207 to 2201 and encodes 664 amino acids. Lineage: Eukaryota; Viridiplantae; Streptophyta; Magnoliopsida; Caryophyllales; Amaranthaceae. Gene Ontology annotation, cellular component: plasma membrane. The record is from RefSeq and is a predicted model, not a curated record. The transcript is spliced from 7 exons.
UAUUUAUGAUAUCAAUGAAAUUUUGGUCUAAUGGUUAAUACUGUGGGUCUGUGUAUAAUGUUUUACCGCUCGUUGCACCAAAUUAUAGUUGAUGUCAUCGAAGUCAACUUUGGUCGUCUUAAGCAAUUCGAAGUCAACUCAUAUACUACGUAUAAAUCAAAGAGAAAAUCUCCUUUCAUACUGUGAUAACAUUUCUGGUUUUUACCAUGAAAUUAAUCAGUAUUCUCAUCCUUGUAACUCAACUAAUUUUUAUCAUCCCAAAAACCUCAGCCCAAUUUCGCUACCAGUUAUGUGGAGACCCUUACUCCACACCCAGUUCAUACCAAACAAACCUCAACACAACCCUGAAUUCCAUGUCUUCAGACACCCGAAUCAACUACGGCUACUACAACUUCACAACCGGUAAAAACCCGAACAAAAUCGAAGCAACAGUCCUCUGCAGAUCCGAUAUCUCUAUCAAUGACUGCAGAAGUUGUGUCCAUUAUUCAGUUACUACUCUCCCUGUAGCCUGUAACAACACAAAACAAGCCUUUGCAUUUACUGAUAACUGUGUAACAUAUUACACAGACAGCAAAGCGUUUCAUGUUUUAACAGAUGAGCCUAAUUUCGCCCUUCGGUUUGAUGGAAAUACCACUACUGUCCCUAAGUUAAAGUUUAACAGUUCACUUACUACAUUAAUGUCCAGUUUGAAACACAAGGCUUCUUUGGGAAAUUCUGAGAUCAAAUUUGCUACAGGAAAGAUUGAUCUUACUCAUAACCAGCCCUUGUAUGGUCUUGUUCAGUGUAGUCCUGAUUUAUCUAAAGAUGACUGUGUUGAUUGUGUUGAAUACCUUAUUUCUAGUGUGUUCUAUAAGUAUUUUAUAAUUGCUAAACCUUUGUUUAUUGCUAAAGGAGGAAGGGUGGUUUCGCCUAGUUGUAAUGUUCGGUAUGAACUCUACCCUUUCUUUAAAAAUGUGACUUAUAAUGCUCAACCGCCUGCUGCCAACAGAAAUACUACUUCUGCACAAGGUAUAACAGCACACAGCAGAAAGUCCACUAAAAUCACUGAAAUUGUUGUUCCAAUUGUUGGAUCAUUAGUACUCAUCAUCAUAGCUUCAGUCUGCAUCUUAUUACGAAGGAAGAAGCAGAAGACAAAGUUUAGUGCAAGUUUUAACAAGGAAGAAAUGGACACCCUUCAAUCCUUGCAGUUCAGUACUGGGGUAAUCAAGGUUGCAACACAGAAUUUCGCAGAUGAUAAUAAGCUAGGAAAAGGUGGAUCCGGGACUGUUUAUAAGGGGAAGCUGCCUAAUGGUCAAGAAAUAGCAGUGAAGAGAUUUGAAAGGGAUGCAGUUUUAGGGGAAGAACAGUUCAAAAAUGAAAUUCUGACACUAGCCAAGCUUCAUCACAGGAAUUUAGUAAGGCUUCUUGGAUUCUGCUUGGAAGGAGAUGAAAUGCUUCUUGUUUAUGAGUUUGUUGUCAAUAAAAGCCUUGAUAACUUCCUAUUCGAUCCUAUACACCGGAAAGCUAUGCACUGGGAUACACGUUUCAAAAUUAUUAAUGGCAUUGCAAGAGGACUCCUUUACCUACACGAAGAUUCAAGACUAACAGUUAUACAUCGUGAUCUCAAAGCUCCUAAUGUACUGUUAGACUCUGAUUUCAUCCCUAAGAUUGCAGAUUUUGGUCUGGCAAAGUUGUUUAAGACGGAUCAAACACAAGCACUAACAAGCAAAGCAGUUGGUACCAGAGGAUAUAUGGCACCCGAGUAUUUGAGCCAAGGUCAAGUAUCAAUCAAGUCGGAUGUGUUCAGCUUUGGUGUACUCGUUUUGGAGAUUGUAAGCGGCCAAAAGAUCAGCUCUUUCCAAAUCGGAGAAAAUCUGGAAAAUCUGCUUGCUUUUGCAUGGAAAUGUUGGCAAGAAGGCAAAACAUGGAGUGUUAUAGACCCUAUGUUGUGUUCUACUUCAAGCACUGAGAUACUGAGAUGCAUACACAUCGGGUUGCUGUGUGUUCAAAACAACAUGGGCGACAGGCCUACUAUGUCUGAUGUUUCUCUUAUGCUAAGUAGCAUUAGUAUGACUCUUGAUGCGCCUUUUCAACCAGCAUUUUUCACACAAAGCCGCGCCAUGCUUCUCAGUGAGCCUUCACAAGGCAGUGCAUCAGAUCAGUCUAAUGGGAGAUCAUGUUCAACUAAUGACAUUUCUUUGACAGAGCUCUACCCUCGUUGAUACAGAAUUAUAGGCUCAAUCAAGAGUAUACAUUGCUAUGAUUUUAUUGAAGAUAGCGUAGUUAUCCUAGCUACUUGAAAGAACUUUUUAGGGGGUUUAGUGGUAUAGGUUAUUUAUCAUGUAUGAAGUACUACAUUAUAAGCGUUUACUUAUCAAUAAUUUGUAUAUUUAGCUACAAAGAAGAUUUCUUUACUCUUAAGUCUUAAGAGCAAUAUACGUUAGCAAGUUAUUCCUUCCAUCCCUAAAAGAUUAAUAUUGCACCGUAGGAAAUAUUUACUUUAUUAAGAAUUGAGGAUAAUCAAAAGCAAAUGAGUAGGUAGAUUUAUCUUUUAGUUA